Anas platyrhynchos (mallard) is the source of this 3807-nucleotide messenger RNA. RefSeq names its product cytoskeleton-associated protein 5-like. The record is from RefSeq and is a predicted model, not a curated record. NCBI's taxonomy places the organism in Eukaryota, Metazoa, Chordata, Aves, Anseriformes, Anatidae. Gene Ontology annotation, biological process: spindle organization; establishment or maintenance of microtubule cytoskeleton polarity; microtubule polymerization. Gene Ontology annotation, molecular function: microtubule plus end polymerase activity; microtubule plus-end binding.
AUGUGUGAACCAGAGCUCUCGGAGGAAGAGUGCAAGGAAAAGGUGGCAGCCAUGCUCCCCGAAACCUGCAUUCAGCACUUGGAAAGCAACGAUUGGAAAGAACGGAUUUCCAGCAUAGAGACCCUGCAGAAGGCUAUCUGUGAGAUGAGGAAAAGCGAGAUACCGUGCCAAGCCCUGGUGAGACUGCUGUCACGGGGGUGCAAGGAGACAAAGCUCCAGGUGAUGCAGAAGAAACUCCACACAAUCACUCUGCUAGCCCAGGAAGGGGACUUCUCCAGGACGUCUGCUCAAAUUGUCCUGGAAAGUGUGGUGGAAAUGGUGGGAGACGUGCUGUGCAGCACCAGUGCCCAAGGAGCCUUGACAGCUAUAGCAGAGGCAUGCUCAUUGCCGUGGACAGCACAGACAGCUGUGGCACUGGCUUUCUCACAGAGUAAUUCCAGGAUCCAGACCAAGAUCUUGGACUGGCUGUCAAAGGCAAUCCUGGAAUUUGGCUUUGCUGGCAUGGAGGCCAAGACACUGAUAAAUACCCUGAGGAUUGCUCUCGCUGCUGCUCAGCCCAGCGUGCAGAGAUCGGCCAUCACUUUGCUGGGGGUUAUUUACCUGUACGUGGGAGACCCGCUCAGAGAGCUGAUGGAGAGUGAGAAGCUGCCCCUUCUCCCCCAGAUAGAUGCCGAGCUGAAAAAGGUGCAGGGGAAGGUCCCACCAGCUCCCAGCCGUGCCAACCCCAAACCAGGCCUGGGUGAUGAGACCCAGGAGGAUCACAGAAGAACAGGAGCCGUAGACAUUAGUGACAGGAUCACACCACAGCUGCUGGCCAAGCUGCAGGAGAAGGAUUGGAGCGUCCAGAAGAAGGGCCUGGAAGAGGUCGCCUGCAUCCUUCAGGAUGCCAAACACAUCCAGCCAAACAUAGGAGAGCUCCCAACAGCCCUGAGGGCUUGUCUCCACCACCCGAACCCCAGCCUGGUACAGAUGGCCCUAAAGGUCCUCCAGCACCUCUCCACAGCCAUGGGCUCCAACAUCGCACAGCACAUGAAGGACUUGGGCCUUCCCCUCAUCGCUCUGCUCAGGGACUGCAAGAGCAGCAUGAGAGCGGCCGCCCUGGCUGCCGUGAAUGCCUGGGCUGCACAGCUCGACAUAUCGCAGUGGCUGGGUGGGCAGGAGGUUUCAGGAGAGCUGAGAGAAGCGAUGGCCUUCCAGAAGCAGGAGCUGGCGCAGUGGCUGGCUGAAGAGCUGCCCACCCUGCGGUCAGCUCCCUCGGGCCUGCUCCGCUGCGUGCCGCUGCUCUUCUCCUGCCUACAGGACAGCAACGGGGACGUGUUCGCAGCCUCACAGGCAGCCCUGCCCUUCUUCAUCAUGCACCUGGGCUUUGAGAAGAUGGCUGAGGCCACCAGCGAGCUGAAGGCGGGUGCAAGGGAGCACGUACUGGCGAUCCUGGAGAAUGCCAACGCCAGCCUGUCAGCACAACCCGCUGCUUCUGUCGAGUCGCUGUCUGGGCAGCCUACAGACAACGCCACUGCCACUUCGCCCUCUGUUCCAACCACACCACCUGCAACAACAACCUUCUCUUCACAAGCAUCAGCUGAAGAGCCAGCACCCAAACCCGGCAGAGAGCAGAAGCAGGGUCCCAAGGAGCCCACGCCAGGAGAGGAAGGCGUGAAAGACGUGGGUGCAGCCAAGGGGAAAGCACAGGCAAAGCCCACGCUGAAGGAUGAGGAUAAUGCCAUACCCAUCUUCAUUGUUGUCCCCAGGGGGAAAGAGCAAAGACUGAGGGACGAGAAAAGCAGGAAAGUGCUGCAGUGGAACUUCACUGCUCCCAACAAAAGGUACAUCGAGCAGCUGAAGGCCCAGAUGAGCAGCUGCGUGUCCAGGAGCUUCCAGGUGGAACUGUUCCACCCCAGCUUCCUGCACCAAAUCAAAGCCUUGGCCAUGAUGAUCAGGCACCUGGAGACAGAGAAGGAAGGAGUCAUCAGCUGCCUGGACCUGAUCCUGAAAUGGCUUUCCCUGCGUUUCUUUGACUCCAACACGUGGGUGCUUAUCAAGAGCCUGGAGUACCUCAACCUGCUGCUGACUUUGCUGAUCCAAGAAAAGUACCAGCUGACGGAGAAUGAGGCCCUUUCCUUCCUCCCAUACCUCGUCCUGAAGAUAGGGGAGCCAAGGAAAGUCAUUUGUAAAUUGGUGCACGCUGUCCUGAAGGGCACGUGCCUGGUGUACCCAGCUAAGAAGGUGUUCAGCUUCCUCAUGGAAGGCAUCAAGUUCCAGAACACCAAGCAGCAGGCAGGAUGCCUGGUGGAGAUGGGUCAUCUGCUCGAGGAGUACGGCCUGGAGGUGUGUGAGCCCAGCCCUGGCAAAGCCUUGAAGAAGAUAGCUGCCUUCCUUGGAGACAAAGACAGAGCUAUUCAUAACGCUGCUCUAAACAUCAUGGUCACAGCUUGCAAAACCCAUGGGGAAAUUGUGCUCAGAAUCGUUGGGGAUCUCCCUGAAGAAUAUAUGCGGGUGCUGGGACAAACUGCAGAGCAGGAACCUGGCAGGCCACGAGUGUCUCCAGCAAAACAUCUUUGUGAAAAGCCUCAACAGGAGUCAAACACCGGCUGUGAAGACGUCUGCCAGCAGGCAGGAGGUGCACCCUCAAAGCCAGAGCCCACCAGCCCUGAAGGAGGAAAUCUGAAUAAGGCGGCUGAGGCUCCUCGGUCUCUGCCUCCACAUACAGGACAGCACGAGUGCAGGCUGGUCUCCAGAAAAUACAGGCACUUAAAUCUGAGGGACAUCAUUCAUCUAGAAACGAUCCCUGAAUUCCAGACCUUGCCCUCCUCCUCAGACACCGAAAACACGUGUCAUAACAUCACCCCUGCUAUUAAUUCCCUUAUUUGUGGCGUCAGAAAUAGCGAUGCUGACACCAGCAUUCAGGCGGUGGAAGAAAUUGAGAAUAUCCUGAGGCAGAAGAACAAAGCAGAAGCCAUGGCUGGGCAUGUUAAUGAGUUCCUCGUAGCCAGCUUCCAACCAUUCAAGUUGAUCCAAAAGCAGAAGGAAUCUGAUGAGAAAUGUGGGAAGGACCAAAUCAUCCUGCGAUGCAAAGGCGUCAUCCAGGCCAUGUUGUUUCUCUUCCAGGAGAAGAACCUGGCUCAGGAGGCCUCGAUGGAGGUGCUGAAGGAUGUAAUGCACAACCUCCUUACCUUAAUGCUGGAAUUCCUGGAGGGGGACCGAGAGGAAGAUCGGAAGCUCAUACAGUCCAUUAAUGUCCUCAUGAGAAGGGUCUUAGAAAAAUCUGACCAGACGGGGAUCUUCUGUGCUUUGCUCAAGCUGCUCCAAGGCAGCCUGAGUGCCGAGGGCAGCCCAGAUAAGUUUUCUGACCUGUUGGCCAAAUGUCUCUGGAGGACUACACGUCUUCUCCCACACACCAUCAACACCAUCGACCUGGACCAAAUCCUGCUGGAUGUCAACACCCUCCUGAAGUCAAUCCCAAAGGAGAAACUGAGGCAGUGCACGAACGAGCUCCCUCUGCGGACCCUGAAAACUCUGCUGCACACUUUGUGCAAGCUGAAAGGGGCAAGGAUCCUGGACCACCUCACCCUGAUUGAGGAUGCAGCUGGCUCCGAGGUGGAAGCUUACCUCCGAAAGACGGUCAGUCCUGCUGGGGCAAAUAAAACAGCUGUAGGGGCAGGGGGAGAGGUCCCCUGGACAGCUGGCAGGGUUGCAAAGCACAAAACAGGCAAUGCCUUAGGGAACAUCUUCCAGAAUAUUUGUUCCUAGGAGAGUUUGAGGGAGGGUCUGGAGGAAUUGUAGGAAUGUAAGAAAAAAUGUUUUAAGUGA